UAAAAUCAGUUUUUUAGUGACCCUAUCCCAAGAAUUCACCGCAACAAAGCACGAAAGUACAUUCCAUAACAGAUCGGCAAUGUGCUGCUGCUGUUGCGGCGACGGCGAUUGCCGGCCGCUCGGGUGGCUGCUCGGACUGCCGUUCGCCCUGGUCGCCGUCCUCAUCUCCAUCGCCGGGGCCGUCAUCUGGAUCAUCGGGCUGCCGAUCUCCUGCAUCUGCCCGUGCUGCCUGUGCGUGACGCUAGUGCUGGAGGCGGCGGUGGAGCUCAUCAAGGCGCCGUUUCAUGUGAUGGUCUGGUUCACCUCCAAGAUACCCUGCUAGCUUUUCCACUAGACUGUCUCGUCUCAUUCGUGUUACCGUACUACUACCGAUAAAUGAAUUUCUACCGUUUAUGGUAUCUACCGUGUAGAGAUCCACCGUAUAUCAUGCACGGAAAUUCGUGAAGUUUAUCUGAGAAAUGACCAUACUUUGUGAAACAAGUGCCGCAUGAAUCUUGUAGCUCCAGCCUGCGGUUGAUACAUGCACGAUACUGUGCACCAUAGAAAAUCCAGGUUUGCUUAGUUUACAUGAUAGUAGGGUGGCUUAUGUAUUUUCUAGUUCAAUUUGCUUCCAAUCUGUUUGGUGAUA
Lolium perenne is the source of this 628-nucleotide messenger RNA. Its product is annotated as signaling peptide TAXIMIN 1-like. The record is from RefSeq and is a predicted model, not a curated record. NCBI's taxonomy places the organism in Eukaryota, Viridiplantae, Streptophyta, Magnoliopsida, Poales, Poaceae.